Nothoprocta perdicaria is the source of this 1304-nucleotide messenger RNA. RefSeq names its product chromosome unknown C9orf152 homolog (gene CUNH9orf152). Lineage: Eukaryota; Metazoa; Chordata; Aves; Tinamiformes; Tinamidae. The coding region runs from base 1 to 777 and encodes 258 amino acids. The transcript has 2 exons. The record is from RefSeq and is a predicted model, not a curated record.
AUGAAGGAAAUGUCUUGCUUUUGCCUGACUCUGUCUUCCUUGUGGGAACAGAUGGUGAAAGCUUACAAAUACAUCACGGGUAUUUUCUCAGUGACUCAUACCUCAGAGCACCAGGCUUCAGAUCGUGACGAGCAGCCAACCAAGAUGGACGUGAGCUUGCUUGAGGAGCAGUAUGGCUAUCUGAAACAGAAGCAAAAGCUGCAAUCACACGUUAUUAUAUUCAAAACAGGUGAAAAUGAAUCUGUUCUCUCUGAAUCAAUGGUCAACGCCGUCUUAAUCAAUAAAAACAUUAGGAAAUCAAAAUCAUCCACAGAGAGUGUUCCCAUCAGAAAGGCCGGGCUGGAGGUGACCAGCAAUGGUCACCUGCAGGAGAGCUCACCAUGGAGAACCCACCUGGGCAUCCACCGCCUGGCGCAGGCGUCUCGAGAAGCUCCCCGGGCUCCUUCGCAUGGCGCGGACGGGCCAUGCGCCUUCGACAACGAGAGACUAAUCCCGAAGGAGAACGGCACACGGCAGCACCGGGAAUCGGAAAGCGCCGGGGAGCAACCCAUGCUCCAUCAUCUGGGAAGCUCCAGCAGGUCCAACGGUUUCAGCAAAGAGCAGAGCAGCAUCGGCCAGGAGGCUCCUGCGAAAUCAGCAGUUUGGGCACAUCGGUAUUUUUCGUCCCCAACAUGUUCGCCAGCCUGCAACAAGCUGAACUUCUACCCUUUCCCUCAGAAAAAAACUCCCAGGAUUUCUGAAGCAGCAAGAAGGCUUGGCUUGUAUGUCUCGCAAUGAAGAAAGACAGUAGCAUGUGAAAUUUAGAUAGAAACCUAGGAAAAACUGUAGCAGGACAGUCCUCCUAGUUACUCUGAUCAACCUGGUAAGGAUCCAGUAAUUCCAUUAGCCAAGGAAGAUUCUUACCAUGUGCUCUGUUGCUCUGGAGUACAAAGCCUGUUAGAUGAAGAGUGUUGUCAUGAUGAUGCUGGACUGCCACAGAACAGACAGUCCUGGGUAUUACCAAGUGUGUAUUCUCACUCACUUCUGUUCUUCCAGAUAUAGGAGCAAUUUUCUCUUCCUAUUUUUUUUCCUACAUUCAAGGUUACUGAUUUUACCACAGUAACAUUUGGAACACCUGAAAGCUGUAGCAAAAAUUAGCAGGCCUGCUUAUGAAGCAACUAGGCUGGAAUACAGUCUGGAACAAUUUGAUUAGAUGAUUAGGAAUAAAUGAAACAGUGUUAAAAGGAAUGUAUUUGUACAUCUGAGUUAAUGUAUGUUCUCAUAACUCACUUUCCUUGGAAAAAAAUAUCCAUGAUAGAUUUUCA